UGUUCACCAUAAGACUUUGUCGAUCCCGUGUUAUGAGGGAUCUAUUAUCAGAUACUACGGUAGCCGCCAUUCCUGUCAGAACGAUUUCACAAGUGAACCGCGCUGGUGGUGGUGAAUCUAUCACCAAGCUUGCCGCCCACUUGCUCCAAUUGCGGCUCUUGGAUGAUCUAUCACUGAGAAUCUUUCGCCCAGAGUUCUAGUGAGAGAUACUGACUUUAUGGGAGAUUAUUCUUUGAACAUUUCUAGAUCCCCCGGUCUGAUCCUGCCAACUGUGAGCUUAAACGAGCGUCCCCAUGACGUCCUUUCAACAGUCAGGCAAGACUGCCCCCCGUCUUGUACAAGAUAUAUGCGACUAUGAUCCUGCUCAACUGCCAGCUACCGGCCGCAAUCUGCUCGCGGACGUCCCUCCAGUGUUUCCCGAAUACUAUAAUGGACCGCUAGAACACAUCUCCACAGCCGCGUGCCGCCACAACUUUGUUUCGAAGCCUGCCCAGAGUUAUGUACCUCAGCCGGAGCAAGGCAACACGGGGGCCCCUACCAAGGUCUCAGCCAUUUGCUCGAGGUGCCGUUAUCACUUGCAGGUUGUUGUGAGCUCUACACCCGGCAUUGGCCAUCCUAGCUCAAGAUUUUCCGACCACGUACACCAUCUGGUAUAUAAGUCCGGAAACUACAGAGGCGGCCCGGCCCCGGAGGAGGUUAGCUCCAAAGGACAGAUGCUGGAGACAUUCCACUAUGAAUGUUCAUACCUUACUUGCUCCAUCGCAGUAUCUGUACGGUUUGCCUCACCUCUCCUAAAUGAGGACCGAACUCGACUGUUAGUCGACCCCAAACUCCUGCGGGAGCGUGCGGACGAAGCAUUUGCAGCCCACCCCGACCGUCUGGAAGGGGUUGCUCGGCCCCAGCCUAUUAAUGUCUUAAUGAACUUGCGUGCAUAUGUCAGUCAUGCCCUUCUUGAUAGUCAACAAAGCAAGUCAAUCUCGGCAGUUAAUAAGAGAUUCAUGACGUGCUUUGGAGUUGAAGGGGAGCCUUGCAGAGACCUGUUAGAAUUCCUAGGAUUUAGCACCAAGAACGAAGGCUUUUGGGAACCUCCUCGACCGAACCCCUGGGCAGAGUUCCCCUACCGCGACCAACUCAAGAUAUUUCUCGAUGACGUUAUGCACGAACUUGCCGCGCUCAUAGAACAAAGGCCUGUGAUAGAAAAGAAGGGUCACCAGCUAGAAUUCAAUCGUCAACCAGUGUACAAUGAUCUCCUAUAUGCCCUGGAGUCUUUGGACUACCCGAAAGCCUCACGUUCGAAUGAUUUCCAGAUGGCUCCUGCACCUUACUAUGAAGACCUGGGUGUCGUCGAAGACAUGGCGGCUUCUUCAAUCGUAGAUGCCUUCAAUCGGCAGGUGUCGGUGGAUCCUGCCAGGGCGCCCAUUUACCUUAAGUGUUUAAAGUCGAUCGGAAGCCUCAGAGGUGGAGAAGAUGGUGCUCUCAUAGAGCAGGCAGUUCAGGUAGCUUAUGCGGAGGGAAAAUACACCGAUGAAGACGUCGUGGAUGCCUACAAGUACUUCGGUCUAAGUCACAACGACCAGCGACUCACUGAAGACAGCAUCAUUGGAAAAUUUUAUGCUUAUCUAGGUGCAACUACUGCUGUUCAGGAGAUAGAGACCCGCAGACAACUAUGGAGGAUAGGGGAUAGUAGGCGGAGUGAGCGAAUCAAGGCAGCAGCGGAAGAAAGGGUUUCAACCGUUGACCAGGCCCAUGUUUUCCUCGGCGUCAGCGCUGAUACUUCUGAUGACUUUGUUAUGGCGGUUUACACUACCAAGGUCGAUGACAAUCCAUCGAGCCGGGAUCUUGCUCGCCGUGCAGUUCAGCUGAUUGCCGAGGCGCGAAAAUCGGAGGCCUUGAAACAUUUUCUUAAGACAGGCGAAAUGACUGCUGGUGAGAUGGAUGUUGCUGAUGCCUACCGUCUUCUUCAGAUACCUGACCGAACCGUGGAUGAGGGGGCGAUUAUGGCCGCAUACACGAUUUGUGUGGAUGAAGCUCCAGCACAGGCUGAAACCUACAACCAGGCGUUACGAAUCAUUGCAAAAGAUAAGAACAGCCCUUUGUUAAGCAAUAUGGUUUCUGGUUCCGUCACGAAACCUGACCGUGACUUGUCGGAAUGGCCAGUCGGAUUGCAGAACAUUGGCAACACCUGCUACCUCAACAGUCUGUUGCAAUUUUAUUUUUCCAUCCGUCCUUACCGUGACAUGGUUUUGGAUUUUGAGAACUUCAAGAUGGAAAUCAACGAGGACACUUUGAGCAACAAACAGGUGGGGUCUCGCAAAGUAUCCAAAAAGGAGGUUGAGCGAUCUCAACGGUUCCUUGGACAACUGCGGUCCUUGUUUAACGACAUGAUCACUGCUACAACAACCUAUGUCAUUCCUAGUCAAGAGCUGGCGCGAUUAACUUUGAUUAGCCCUUCUAACGAAGCCGCGAUUCGUCGCCGAUCGACGAUAUCUGGAAUUAGACCUAGCGCCCUUGGGGACAUCAAUGGUAUGCCAAUUAUGGGACCACUUGGACCCCCACAGCCGACUCCGGAAAGUGAAAGCAAGGGGCCUAUAGCUCUCGAACCUGAGAAACCGCAACGCUCAACGACAAGCGAUGUUGAUAGCGAGGCAACUCUUGUUUCUGAUGGUGCUAAAGUCGAUGUCACAGUCCCUCCUAGUGACGACAAAGAAACUGAGCUCGCUCGCACAGAUUCUGCGGAGACGGCGAUACAGGGCGAAUCAACCUCCGAGGUAGAUGAGCAGCAGUCAUCUGAUAAAACAGCUUCUGACCAAAAUACGCCAUCAACUCAACCCCCUCCGGUGCCUCCACGACCUGGCCCACAACUCAACCCACAAAAGCAACUUUUAGACGAGGUUGAGAUCGGGGCCCAGCAGGACGUGACAGAAGUAAUCAACAAUGUACUUUUCCAAAGUCAAUGUGCCAUCAAGCCGAUCUCGCUUGCUUCGGAUGGUGAGCAGCUUGAUCAGGUGAAAGACUUGUUUUACGGUAGAGCCAAGUCCUAUAUCCAAACGGGAGAAGGAGUGCGGUCAAAGGAAGAAUGGUGGUGUGAUAUCAAGAUCGACGUCGCGUCUGGAUCGCGCGAUAUCUAUGCUGCAAUUGACGGGGCUUUUGAUGUCCAGAAAGUCAGCGUAGAAAAUUCGGUGGCGGAACAGUUCAGCGCUAUCAGCAAACUACCGCCUGUUCUUCAAGUCCAGGUCCAGCGUGUCCAGUUCGAUCCUGUCAAGAAGCGGUCCUUCAAGUCUACCCACCACUUAGAAUUAAAGGAGACUAUCUACCUGGAUCGGUAUAUGGACACCCAGCAACCUGAUAUUUUGAAUCGUCGUCGCCAGUGCUGGGAAUGGAAAAAUACGCUAAGAACGCUUGAGGCUCGUCGAGCAGAGUUGCAACGCCAAAGGGAGGCUGAUGGCCUUGAUAUACCGAGCUUGUUCGACAGUGCCAGGGAAGUGCUAGAAGACCUGAACUCUAUGAAGGAUGACCCUGAGACCGCGCCAGAUGCGGUUCCUGUUAAGUCGGAGCUUAUACCUGAACUCAAUCAACUUUCUCAGAUAGCGAGGGCAGAGCUGACUUACAUCGACCAAGAGAUCAAGGAUAUACAGACCAUGAUCUCCAGCCAGUUUGCUGACUACAAACAUCUGGCUUAUCGUCUCUACGCCGUCUUCGUUCACCAUGGCUCCGUCGAAUUUGGACACUACUACAUCUACAUCUUUGAUUUCGAACGAAAUGUUUGGCGGAAGUACAACGAUAACUACGUUACUGAAGUACACGACCUAGAUGAGAUAUUUAUGAAACAGAACCGCCAGAACCCUCCCACCCCAUACUUCCUGGUAUAUGUCAAUGACACCUUGAAGGACCGUUUAGUCAGUCCUCUUUGCCGGGAGAUACUCGAGUCUGCGCCAGAGGAUCAACAGGGCGCAGAUGAGGCAUGCGUUACGGAAGGGGUUGCUGUGCCGACACCAGCAGAAGAUGUGGAUAUGGGCCCACCGACAUAUGAUGAAAUAUGGACUGACAAAGGCACAUCAGGUACGGAAGACAACCAUCACAUAGAAUAUAGAAUGCGUGCCGCAGAUGUAGAACGCAGCGAGGCUCCUGACAGAGGGCCAUCAAGCAAAGACACUGACUUCCAUGAUGUGCAACGGUAGGCUCUGAAACGACAUUACCGACCGGUGUCACUACCCCGAAUCCAUUGAAACGGAAAGGGCGAGAUGACGUAGCUGGUUCAACCAGCUAAGCUGGAUGGUCCUCUGGGUAGCGACAUUUGAUGGCGAUCCUAUACCUGGCGCGCUCUAUUUGAUAAAUCCUGUGUCAUAAAACAUUCCUUUUUUGUACAGACGAGGUUUGACGAUGUUGACUUUGAAGUGAAGGCAACGGAAAUGCCUACUGAUCAACAGCACCCAGAUGACCUGUUCGCCCGGAAAGUGCUCGAUGCCAGUGCGGACUCACCUGGUUCGACCCAUUUUUGAUACAUCGAUUUCCAGGGCCCCAGGCCUUCCCUGUGACCAUGCAAACCUCGAGAAUUAAACCCCUUGAACACGCAUUUCCAGGAUCUUCAUUUAUGACUAUGAUGUGCAACGUCAUUUAAAUAAAUCGAGUGUCUGCUUUGCUUGUACUUUAUCCGCAUCGAUAAGUGCUUAGUAAAUCAGCGGAUCUGAUGCGGGCCGCGGAUCGGAACCGGAAGAUUCCCUGCCAUCGGCAGUCCAUGUCGGUAGUGCAACAUGUUGCAUCAGUUCCUCAAUAUUGAUUCAUUACGGAUCAUAUGAUUUAGCAUUGAGGCAAG
This is a messenger RNA of Aspergillus alliaceus, 4813 nucleotides long. RefSeq names its product ubiquitin-specific protease UBP2. The record is from RefSeq and is a predicted model, not a curated record. Lineage: Eukaryota; Fungi; Ascomycota; Eurotiomycetes; Eurotiales; Aspergillaceae. Gene Ontology annotation, molecular function: cysteine-type deubiquitinase activity; proteasome binding. Gene Ontology annotation, biological process: protein deubiquitination; regulation of proteasomal protein catabolic process; proteasome-mediated ubiquitin-dependent protein catabolic process. The coding region runs from base 294 to 4178 and encodes 1294 amino acids. The transcript has 13 exons.